This is a messenger RNA of Manihot esculenta (cassava), 2687 nucleotides long. Its product is annotated as zinc finger CCCH domain-containing protein 32. Gene Ontology annotation, molecular function: metal ion binding; mRNA binding. The coding region runs from base 389 to 1813 and encodes 474 amino acids. Lineage: Eukaryota; Viridiplantae; Streptophyta; Magnoliopsida; Malpighiales; Euphorbiaceae. The record is from RefSeq and is a predicted model, not a curated record. The transcript is spliced from 7 exons.
AAGCCGAUACAGUCGCAACAAAGAGCAAAAAAAACAUAGAGAGAAGAAGUUGAAAAGAGAAAAAGUGAGCACAGGGAGAGAAAUAAAGAGAAAAAUCAGACAUUGUCUGACCGUACGGUAUUUGAGAGAGAGAGAGAGAGAGAGAGAGAGAGAGAGAGAGAGAGAGAGGAAAGGGGAUUUGGAGAGAAAGCACAAACUCCAGUACUGUUGAGGCUUCUAAAAAAUCAUUGUCUUCUUCACUUAGAUUAGUGUAUUGUAUUCACUGGAUCGAUCUCUGACGAUCUUUGUACAACAUUUUGAUACAGUAUCUGUAGAACGUUUUCUUCUUAGAUUUACUGUAAAGUGUACAGAAUCCUCUCCCUCAUCCCCAAAAGAUAACCCCGUUUCCAUGGAGUUGUACGGUCGGAACCAAGCAUGGAAUGGGUCGCAAUCGGGUCAGCAACCCGAAUGGAGCCCCGCGGGAGGUGAAACAGGCCUAGAAGAAUCGAUGUGGCGAUUGGGGCUAGCCACCAGUGAAUCAUAUCCGGAGAGGCCCGGCGUGCCCGACUGUGUGUACUAUAUGCGAACAGGGUUUUGUGGAUAUGGUAGCAGGUGCCGAUAUAAUCACCCUCGAAAUCGCGUUGGGGUUGAGGCAGCUGUAAGAGCUACUGGGGAGUAUCCAGAACGUGUGGGAGAACCCCCUUGUCAGUUUUACUUGAAGACCGGAACCUGUAAAUUUGGAGCAUCUUGCAAGUUCCAUCAUCCGAAGCAUGGAGGUGGAUCCUUGAGCCAUGUUCCUCUUAAUACACAUGGAUACCCGUUACGACCGGGUGAGAUAGAAUGCUCCUACUAUUUGAAAACGGGGCAAUGCAAAUUUGGUGUAACUUGUAAAUUCCAUCAUCCUCAACCAGCUGGCUCAUCGUUGCCAGAAUCUGCACCCCAGUUUUAUCAGCCGGUGCAGUCACCUUCAAUUACUAUACCUGACCAAUAUGGGGCAGCAUCCACCAGUUUGAGGGUGAGGCCUCCGCUAUUACAUGGUUCAUAUGUGCAAGGGGCUUACGGUCCUGUGCUGCUUUCCCCUGGAGUGGUUCCUAUUCCGGGUUGGAGUCCUUACUCGGCACCUGUAAGUCCUGCUCUGUCCCCUGGUGCACAGCCUGCAGUCGGGGCAACUUCUGUGUAUGGUAUAACACAAUUAUCUUCUUCAGCACCUACAGCUGGACCGUAUCCCUUGCCCUCUUCUGUUGCUGGCCUCUCAAGUGGUACCCAGAAGGAACAGCAUUUCCCUGAGAGACCUGGUGAACCUGAAUGCCAGUACUACUUGAGGACUGGAGACUGUAAAUUUGGAUCAUCUUGUAGAUAUCAUCACCCUCGAGAUCGGGUCUUGCCAAGAACAAAUUGUGUCCUCAGCCCUCUUGGUCUUCCUUUACGUCCAGGAAUUCAACCUUGUUCCUUCUACUUGAGAAAUGGGAACUGCAAAUUUGGGGCCACGUGCAAAUUUGAUCACCCGACAGGAUCAAUAAGAUACAGUCCAUCAGCAUCAUCUCUUAUCGAUAUGCCAGUUGCUCCAUAUCCAGUUGGGUCUUUGCUUGCUACUUUGGCCCCUUCAUCCUCUUCUUCUGAAUUGCGACCUGAACUGAUUGGAGUGGCAAAAAAGGAUCCUUAUUUGAACAGAAUUCCUUCUACUGGAAACACAUCAAGCAGUUCAGUUGGGUUGAUGUUCUCCCAGACUGGGUCUGUUCCACUUUCUGAGUUGCAACAUUCAAGUCAAAGUUCUGUACCGUUAACCAGUGGCAGAAGUACAAGACAAGGUGGUGAGGUUCGUCAUUCAAGUUGAGGUAGAACCCCAAAGUCACCAUUCAUUAUCUAGUGCAUGUGAUUUCAUUACUCUGUGUAAAGGUCUAUCAUCCAUUUUGGUUUCUGCUCAUGCUAGGACUGGUCGUUUUUAUUCUCAUAUCAUCUAUCUACUCAUUUAUAUUAUCUCAAAUAAGCUUCAGUCAUAAUCUCUAUCUGAACUUCUCUACAAAGGUUGGAAAUAAUUUGUGUCAGGCUAGCCCACAACCUUCUCUCUAUUGGUCUUUGUAUACUUUGAUUGUGAUCCCUUUUUGUGAUGGAAGGAAUUGGUGAAUCCAUCUUCCCUCCCUCCCUUCUCCCCCAACACACACAUUUAGUAGUCAGCCAUCUCUCUCUUUCUCUCUCAUACAUAGUUUUCGCUGGAAAAUUUGGGGCAAAUAUCCAGUUCUGUAGUUUUAGAACACACUAUUUGAUCUGAGAGGAGUUAGAAGGUAUUCAAUUUGCCUGCUUUAGGGCAGUGAUGGGCUAAUGUUUUGAAGACUACAAUUAGGUAUAUGGGAUUGCAGCCAAAAUUUGACACCAAGAUGUCACUGUGAAGCUCUUCAGGCUUAGUUAUUGGUGGGAUGGAGAUGUCCUUUGAAUGUAAAAUAUCUGUAUUUGUCUGCACUGUUUCAAUUUAUAUUAGACAUUGCGGAAAGUUGAGUUACUUCCUUCUUUGUUAUGGCCAAGAUUGCUGUGGAGUUUCAGGUUGCAUAUUGACCAUAUUCUGAAUUAAUUGAUCUCGACUAAUUGUUCCUGUAGCAGUCAUGUAUACGGUAUACUUGAUCUUCAAUCCACUUUCUGCUUUAUCCAAUCACACCUGGAUGUAAGAACUUCAUAUUACAAGAGAGAAAAAUUCUUCUUCUUCUUCCUUCAAA